AACACUCUGGAGACCUGCAACAUAUGUUAUAAGCCCAUAAUGGAGCGCAUUCUGAGGGCUACUGGGAAGGCCUAUCAUCCCCAGUGCUUCACCUGCGUGGUCUGCCAUCGGAGUCUGGACGGCAUUCCCUUUACUGUGGAUGCCUCCAACCACAUCCACUGCAUCGAGGACUUCCACAAGAAAUUUGCUCCUCGUUGCUCUGUGUGUAACGAGCCCAUAAUGCCAGCACCUGGUCAGGAGGAGACUGUGCGUAUUGUUGCCUUAGACCGUGACUUCCAUGUGCAGUGCUAUCGCUGUGAGGAUUGCGGCUGUCUUCUCUCUGAGGGAGACAACCAGGGUUGUUACCCUCUGGAUGGCCAUGUCCUCUGCAAAAACUGCAACACCAGUCGCAUCCAGGCCCUCACCGCCAAGGCCACGACUGACCUCUGAAUGGCUCACACGUGUACAUGCAGGUCCCCUAAAAUCCCUGCACUCAUCAAAACCUGAGAAUCACCAUAUCCUGUCAUAUCACUGCACACAAAUAUUUAUGCCCAGACAAAUGCACACAUACACGUAAAGCUGUCUUUCCACCAAUAUAAGGUGCCUUGUAUUAAAAUUGCACUCAUUUA
This is a messenger RNA of Danio rerio (zebrafish), 608 nucleotides long. RefSeq names its product LIM domain containing preferred translocation partner in lipoma (gene lpp). The record is from RefSeq and is marked provisional. Gene Ontology annotation, cellular component: nucleus; anchoring junction; cytoplasm. NCBI's taxonomy places the organism in Eukaryota, Metazoa, Chordata, Actinopteri, Cypriniformes, Danionidae.